Odontomachus brunneus is the source of this 1285-nucleotide messenger RNA. RefSeq names its product odorant receptor 43a-like. Gene Ontology annotation, cellular component: plasma membrane. Gene Ontology annotation, molecular function: odorant binding; olfactory receptor activity. Gene Ontology annotation, biological process: detection of chemical stimulus involved in sensory perception of smell; sensory perception of smell. The transcript is spliced from 5 exons. Bases 2 to 1228 code for a protein of 408 amino acids. The record is from RefSeq and is a predicted model, not a curated record. NCBI's taxonomy places the organism in Eukaryota, Metazoa, Arthropoda, Insecta, Hymenoptera, Formicidae.
UAUGGCCAAAAUCAUUCCUACUCCUUGGUCGAAUGAAAAUUACGAGAAGGACAUUGUCGACGCGUUAGUAUGGAGCAAAUGGAUAUUGCGAGUCCUCGGGAUCUGGCCGUUGGUGUUUCCGGAUACUUCGAGGUUCGAGAAGAUCCUAGCAACGAUUUCUUUCGCAUUGUGUUGGUCCGCGCUCAGUUUUCUUUUGAUACCUAUGGCCAUCUUCACUCUCUCGGAUCGGACCGUGAUGAAUGAUAAGAUGAAGAUGCUGGGCCCACUCGGCUAUGUGCUUACUUCGAUGCUAAAAUACUUGUUUCUAGUGAUUCGUCAUAAAAAUAUUCGACGGUGCAUUCACGUUUUGAGUAUCGAUUGGCGUGCGGUUCAGCAAAAGGACUACCGAAUGAUCAUGAUAAAAGAGUCAACGAAAGGACACGUGCUAUCAAAAUUCUGUGUAGCGUUCAUGUAUUGCGGAGGUUUGUCUUAUCACAUCGUGAUGCCGUUCUUGUCACAAAGGCCCGAAGGCGAACAGAAUGUCACCAUCGGUCCGGUACCAUAUCCCGGUUUCGACAUUAUUUUCGAUCUACACUUCGUGCCGUCUUACGUGUUUGUCUUUUGCGCACAAUGCUUCUCCGGAAUUGUAAUGUUCAACGUCACCACGGCGGUAUGUUGUUUGGCUGCCAUGUCCGUGGCUCAUGUAUGUGGCCAAAUCGAGAUUGUGAUGGCGCGAGUGGAAAAUCUCGUGAAGAGUGUGCAAAGUAAUCCAAGAACGACUUCCGAGCAUCGUAUGGCAAUCAUUGUGAAGCACCAUGUGCAGAUAUUAAGAUUUUCGGCCAGCAUCGAGAAUAUCUUGAGUGAAAUAUGCCUAGUAGAAGUUGUGGGAUCAACAUUGAUAAUAUGCUUGUUAGAAUAUUACUGCCUCACGGAAUGGCAAAACAGUGAUACCAUUGCAAUUCUGACAUAUUUUUUUCUAUUGAUGUCAUUCGUCUUCAAUAUAUUCAUGUUUUGUUACAUCGGUGAGCUACUGACGGAUCAGUGCGGCAAAGUGGGAUAUACUUCGUACAAAAUUGAGUGGUAUCAUUUACCGGGCAAAAUUGCACUCGAUCUCAUGUUGAUCAUCAGCAUGUCUCACCAUCCGAUAAAAAUUACCGCCGGGAAAUUAAUCAGCCUCUCGUUCUCUAGUUUUGGUAACGUUUUAAAAACUUCAGUUGCGUAUCUAAACUUGCUGCGAACUGUUGUUUAAUACAUGCCUGAAAGAUCUGAUUUAUUCCUACCAUAAUAACAACAGAUAAAUUAACUU